Messenger RNA from Emericellopsis atlantica, 853 nucleotides. RefSeq lists its product as uncharacterized. Bases 147 to 773 code for a protein of 208 amino acids. NCBI's taxonomy places the organism in Eukaryota, Fungi, Ascomycota, Sordariomycetes, Hypocreales, Bionectriaceae. The record is from RefSeq and is a predicted model, not a curated record. The transcript is spliced from 2 exons.
CUCCUGACCCUGCAGACCGAGGUGCUCAUAAUUCGUACAGUCCUCACUACAGUAAGGUACGCCACCACCCACCACCUGCACCACUGCACCACCACCACCCAGCAUCAGUGCUCCACAAGCCGGCAUGUCUCGCGACUUUGAGUGAGAUGAGCCAUCUACAGCCGCGCCUAGUAAUCUGUCUAGACAUUUUGCUACGGCAAAAGUACGCACAUCCACAUAUCGAGUACCUGCACGUACGUUGGCCUCGAGGUACGGCAUUGGUGAUCAAGUCCACCCCCUCGCAAAUUACUCUCACACCAGGCUCCGUCGAAAAUUCCAGACCAACACACGUCACAGCGAUAUUCAGGCCUCCCGCUUCGAGGGAUAACCUCUUAGUGCACUGUGUACAUGUUCUUACUUGUACGUACGUACGUACAAGCGUCAGAUGGCUGGGUUUGAGACUACCAUCGAGUCUGCAGACGAUAUCAUGUAUUGUUGCUGAGGAAUGCGAUCAAAUGCGUGGACUGUGCACCGCUGCAUCUUCCUGGUUUCGGCGGCGGCAGGCAGGCUGGCUGGCUGGCUGGCUGGCUGGCUGGCUGGCUGGUACUGUCUCAUCGCCUGCUUCUCUCCCCCUGUCUUCUACACCGGCCCGCCGCCCAGAGGAUCAGGUCCCUGCGACAUGGGAAAGGGACGGUCGCCGGUCGGUUCCCACAACAAAGGGACAUGGGUUGGUGCGAUUGAUGCUGGGGGAUUUUCCCAAGCGCAAGGUGAUACCUGCAAGGGACUACCCGUAGCUCACCGUAUACCCAGUUUGGGCAUGGAUACCACAAGUACACACUCGUAUAACGUAUGGACAGGUACUUACAUUGUUCAU